AACGACCAAAGCCAAUCACCCCGCCUCAAUUACGCCAAUGCUCGCCGCAGGAGAGGGAGGGGGUUAUAUUAAACCCAAGUCCGCCAGCUUGUAGCUAGGUCUUGUAUAUCGAUCUGAAUUGUACCAAAUUUCCAUCAAACCUGAUAUCAGAAUCCCAUUGCCCACCAUGACUGCCCAAGCCGCAGACGGAAAGCAGAACGGGGACCUGUACCGCGACUACAUUGAUGACCGCAACGCAAAGUCGCAGGACACUCUCUAUUGCACAAGCAAUGGCGUCCCCUAUGCGCACCCAUAUGAGUCGCAGCGAGUUGGCGAUAAUGGCCCACUUCUGCUCCAGGACUUCCACCUGAUCGACCUCCUCUCCCACUUCGACCGUGAGCGCAUUCCAGAGCGUGUCGUCCACGCAAAGGGAAGCGGUGCCCACGGCUACUACAAGACCACCGACCCCCUGGAUGACUUGUGUCUAGCGGACAUCUUCCAGGCUGGAAAGUCUUGUCCCAUCACUAUUCGCUUUUCCACUGUCGGAGGAGAGUCUGGCUCCCACGAUUGCGCCCGCGACCCUCGAGGCUUCGCGGUCAAGUUCCGAACCGACGAGGGUAACUGGGACAUGGUUGCCAACAAUACCCCGGUCUUCUUCUUGAGGGACCCGGCUAAAUUCCCACACUUCAUUCACACCCAGAAGCGUCACCCAGCCACUAACUUGAGUGGUGCUGACGACUCGACAAUGUUUUGGGAUUAUCUUUCACAGAACCCCGAGUCGAUCCAUCAGGUCAUGGUCCUCAUGGGUGACCGAGGGAUUCCCGAUGGCUACCGCUUCAUGCACGGAUACAGCGGACACACCAUGAAGCUCGUCAACAAGAAUGGCGACUGGGUAUACUGCCAAUUCCACUUCAAGUCGAAGCAGGGAACCAAGUUCAUCACCCAGGCGGAUUCGGCGUCCAAGUCUCCCGACCACUCACAAAAAGAUCUGUUCUAUGCCAUCGAGCGUGGCGACUACCCCGGAUGGGAUGUUGCUGUCCAGACCAUGACACCCAAGGAGGCAGAGGAACUCUGGGAGAAGCAGAAGAUCAAUGUCUUUGACCUGACCCACAUCUGGCCGCAGAAGCAGUUUCCUCUUCGCAAGGUCGGAGAGUUCUUCCUUAACGAGAACGUUAAAAAUUACUUCGCUGAGAUCGAGCAAGUAACUUUCAACCCAUCACAUAUGGUUCCGGGUAUUGAGCCAUCUGCCGACCCAGUCCUCCAGAGCCGACUCUUCUCUUACCCAGAUACCCACCGUCAUCGGGUUGGAGUCAACUACCAGCAGCUUCCAGUCAAUGCUCCUCGAGUCCCAUACAGAAUGGCCAAUUUCCAGCGAGCCGGAAGCAUGGCGUUUUACAACCAGGGUGCGCGACCGAACUACCUCUCCUCCAUCGAGCCCGUCUCGUUCCGCCACAGGACUGUCGACCUCAACAAGACCCAUGGCCACUUUACCGGCAAGGCCGUCACAUUCUUGUCUGAAAUUCGACCAGAAGAUUUCAAUGCGCCGCGCGCUCUAUGGGAGAAGGUAUUUGAUGAUGGCGCCAAGGAACGCUUCAUCGGCAAUGUUUCCGGACACAUGGCCAACUGCUCCGACAAAGAGAUCAUCAAACGCCAGAUCGGUAUCUUCCGCGAGGUUUCAGAGGAUCUCGCCUCUCGUCUUGAGAAGGCCACUGGUGUGAAGGGCUACCCGGGGAUCUCCAACCUACGAUUCAAUGGAACACACAACGGCAUGGCGAAGGAUCCGAGCCUGCGAGCUGCGAACGGCAUGACGCAGAAGGUUGGCUUCAGUGCAGUGGACAAUAACGGAGCACCAACACCAGGAACACACAACGCUUAGCGGACUAGUAGAAGUGGACGGAAGAUAACAAUGGGGAUAGUGCAUAGGAAGAAAAAUACCAGAAUGGGCACAACAUCUCCUGAGGAUAUGCAUGCUGCGGGCAGG
Lindgomyces ingoldianus is the source of this 1960-nucleotide messenger RNA. RefSeq names its product CAT1 catalase. Gene Ontology annotation, molecular function: heme binding; catalase activity. Bases 167 to 1855 code for a protein of 562 amino acids. Gene Ontology annotation, biological process: response to hydrogen peroxide; hydrogen peroxide catabolic process. NCBI's taxonomy places the organism in Eukaryota, Fungi, Ascomycota, Dothideomycetes, Pleosporales, Lindgomycetaceae. The transcript has a single exon. The record is from RefSeq and is a predicted model, not a curated record. Gene Ontology annotation, cellular component: mitochondrion; cytoplasm; peroxisome.